Molecule: messenger RNA, 1116 nt
Organism: Durusdinium trenchii
Lineage: Eukaryota; Dinophyceae; Suessiales; Symbiodiniaceae
Source: the annotation of a GenBank genome assembly
AUGACUGGCUUGGGCCAAUGGUCGCUGAGACCGGGAAGGAGAUUGAUCCAACGGAAGGCCGCGACCACUGAGAGUCUUUCACUAGGUGAGCGAGAUGAGGUGCUCUCCUUGCCGCCAACUUUCUGGGAUGGCGUUGCAGAGCUUGAGUGGUGCGCAGUGUACAUAAAUCUGGCCAGAAGGCCUGACAGAAAAGCGAAGCUGCUGGAAAAGCUGCAGCACUUCAGCCCACAGCUCUGUCACCAGAUCCGCCGCUUAGAGGCCAUCGACGGGCAGCAGCUGACGUUGCGGCAUCCCGCGGUGGCCCUAAUCGUGGACGACGCCGCGGUGGACCGGGCGAGACACGCUCGAAGGCGUGGAGCCUACACCAUCGUGCACAGCGAGGGGCGCUUGCUCCAUUUCGAUAACCACCUCACCCUGGGUGGCAUCGCUUGUGCGAUGUCCCACCGCUUGGCCUUGGAAGCAGUGGUGAAGCAUCCGACGGCCCAGUGGGGCAUCAUUUUGGAGGAUGACAUUGCCGCCUUGGUGCCUAAGGCAGAGGAAGUCAUCCAGAAAGCGAUCGAACAACUGCCAGAGGAUUGGGACGCGCUGUUCCUAGGAUAUCAUGAUGAUGCUGGCCGUGCACACCCCGGAGCCUUUGAGCAGCCGGCUGGAGAGCCCAUCGAGGUCUCGGUGCGGCCGAUGCGGGAGCCCUGCUUUGGGCUCUUCGCCUGGGUGGUGCGACGGCCAGCGGCCGAGGCCCUUUUGCAGCAUCUGUUCCCCAUUGGCGGGCAGGUUGACCAUGCCAUCUCAUCUUGGCUGGUCCAAGAGCGUGGACGCUGCUAUCAAGUGGAGCCAGGUAGCAUGGUCUUCUUCAGCCCAAAGAGCGAAGAGGCUGAGGAUUCUGACAUCCAAACCAUGGCCACGGUUGAUGCCUUCAUGAACAAGUUUGAGUCCUGGCAGGCUUACUACGAACAUGUCUGGGGGAUGGAUUCCAUCAUGGAGGGCUACCUCUUGGGCGACAGCGAGGAUGAGGACUGGGAGGACUGGCUGCAGGACGAGUUUCAGAUGCCACUUUCAGGCAUCACGUCACCUCCCUGUGAUGUGCCGCCGCCCGAGUGCUAUGGCAGCGAGGCCUAG